Adineta ricciae is the source of this 4797-nucleotide messenger RNA. Lineage: Eukaryota; Metazoa; Rotifera; Eurotatoria; Adinetida; Adinetidae. The record is from the annotation of a GenBank genome assembly.
AUGAAUGAAACUAGCAAUAUCAGCAGUACUACCACCGGUGGCGUUUGUUCAUCGUGUCUCAAAGAAAUGCCCAUUGUUAUGACAUCAUCGUCAUCAUCCCGACUCUGUUCAAAUUGUCUGACAGAAUUUAUCGAUCCUCAACAACAACAACAACAAACUCAAGUACCGUUUUCUUCCGAUCUAAAUAAUAAAUUCCCAUUAUUUCCAUCGUCAUCAUCGCAACCGUUACUUGGUCUAUCACAGCACCAACAACAACAACAACAACAACCGCAGUCUAUAAUUCAACCUCAUUUCUCUCCAUUAUCAUCAUCAUCUGCUUCUUCAACGUCAUCGAUUUCAUCGACAAAUCGACGUUUCAGUACAUUCGAUCCAUUUACAUCCGGUAAUGAUCUAAAAACUAAUUUUCUUCAUCCGUUUGCCGAUUUAAAUAAUGCCUUUUCGCCAUUAACUUCAUCCAACUUGAAUAACAAUAACGAUUUCGAAUCUACAUCAACUACAACUGAUUUCAUGCGUUAUUUCCAUCAUUUUCUCAAUGGAAACAACCAUAACAAUAAUCUUAUGGAUCGCGAUAGUCCAGCUAGUAGUGUUCAAAGUACUGAUUUCUCCCCUUUACUUGCAUCCAGUCUACCAACUAACAACAAUCAUCUCCCAACUCAAUCAAUAUUACAACGUCAACAUUCAGCGUUCUCAUCCUUGGAUUCAACGACAAGUUCAACACCAUCAUUAAAUCGUCUAUCAACAAAUGAUCUUCCAUCAUCAUUCUGUUGUUUUGCUAACAAUCCUCCAUAUACUUAUUGUCUCGAAUGUGAAACAUCUCUAUGUGAAAAAUGUGCAUUAACACAUCCAAAAAUGCUCGGUUUCAAAGAUCAUCGGCAACAGCUCCUAUCAUCAUCACAAUUUCCAAACACCAAUCCACGAUCGAUUAUCGGUCAACCGCCCAGACAAAAUACUCAACAGCAACAACAACAGCAACCGCCUGAUAUUUUACCAACAAACGCAGUACGUUUACCUCAACAAACAACACCAUUCGAUCUGUCCUUGAGUCGCUCGUCUGUGAAUAACAAUUCAGCAAAUGAUUUUCAAUCAUUAUUCGGUUCAUUCUUCUCUCAAUUAUCACUUAAUACCCCAAAUGCAGGCGAAAACACCAACUCAACUCCUCUAUCGCCCACCAUCUCCGCACCAACAUCAUCUUCAACCAUCUUCUGUUAUGAACAUCCCACUGCCAAAGCAUCCUAUUAUUGUGAUAUGUGUUCACGACCUUACUGUCAUGAAUGUCAAAUUCACCAUGCUCAGCAACAUACAUUAUCAUCAUUACAAGACACAAUUGAUAGUGCUCGACAAUUAACGAAACAAUUUCUAAUUGAAUCGCAAACCCUGUUGUAUCACUUAGAUGAAUCGUUGAAACAAUCGACACGUACCAUAGAAAAUAUCUCGAUCAAAAGCUCGACGAUUGAAAAUGAAAUACGUACAAUGAUUAAGUAUUUUCUUGAUAUACUGUCUCAACGACAAGAUUUCCUAAUAAAAAAUGUCGAUAAAAUACAAACGAUGAAAACGCAAACAUUACAACGGCAAAUCAAUGAACUGAAUCAAGUGAUUAAACAAUUACAUUUAACCAUACUUGAUUGUAAUGAAUGUCUAAAGAAUGGGACGGAUGCUGAUUUAAUUCGUAUACGAACACGUUUGUGGAAUGAAACGAUUAAAAUGAAACAAACGUUACUAUUGUAUCUAAAACCGAUCGAAGAUGAUUACAUACAAUUUCAAGGUUCGCCAACAUUAAUCAACAAAUCGUUGAUCAACUACGGACAAUUAAUGAGCUCAACAUAUCCACCACUAUGUGAAUUGUACGGUGAUUCACUUUACUACACAAUAAGAAAUCGUCUAACAGUUUUAAACCUUCAAACGCGUAAUCAUCUCGGCGAAUUACGUACGACAGGAGGUGAUAAUAUUCAAUGUUGUCUAAUUGAUACAGGCACAAAUCAAACUAUACCAUGUGAUAUCUAUGAUCGUCAAAAUGGUCAAUAUUUUAUAACUUAUAUAACACAAAGUGAUAAUUUGCAUAUUCUGAAUGUCUAUUCUAUAAUUCAACCUCAUUUCUCUCCAUUAUCAUCAUCAUCUGCUUCUUCAACGUCAUCGAUUUCAUCGACAAAUCGACGUUUCAGUACAUUCGAUCCCUUUACAUCCGGUAAUGACCUAAAAAGCAAUUUUCUUCAUCCGUUUGCCGAUUUAAAUAAUGCCUUUUCGCCAUUAACUUCAUCCAACUUGAAUAACAAUAACGAUUUCGAAUCUACAUCAACUACAACUGAUUUCAUGCGUUAUUUUCAUCAUUUUCUCAAUGGAAACAACCAUAACAACAAUCUUAUGGAUCGCGACAGUCCAGCUAGUAGUGUUCAAAGUACUGAUUUCUCCCCUUUACUUGCAUCCAGUCUACCAACUAACAACAAUCAUCUUCCAACUCAAUCGAUACUACAACGUCAACAUUCAGCGUUCUCAUCCUUGGAUUCGACGACAAGUUCAACACCAUCAUUAAAUCGCCUAUCAACAAAUGAUCUUCCAUCAUCAUUCUGUUGUUUUGCUAACAAUCCUCCGUAUACAUAUUGUCUCGAAUGUGAAACAUCUCUAUGUGAAAAAUGUGCAUUAACACAUCCAAAAAUGCUCGGUUUCAAAGAUCAUCGGCAACAACUCCUAUCAUCAUCACAGUUUCCAAACACCAAUCCACGAUCGAUUAUCGGUCAACCGCCCAGACAAAAUACUCAACAGCAACAACAACAACAACAGCAACCACCUGAUAUUUUACCAACAAACGCAGUACGUUUACCUCAACAAACAACACCAUUCGAUCUGUCCUUGAGUCGUUCGUCUGUGAAUAACAAUUCAGCAAAUGAUUUUCAAUCAUUAUUCGGCUCAUUCUUCUCUCAAUUAUCACUUAAUACCCCAAAUGCAGGCGAAAACAUCAACUCGACUCCUCUAUCGCCCACCAUCUCCGCACCAGCAUCGUCUUCAACCAUCUUCUGUUAUGAACAUCCCACUGCCAAAGCAUCCUAUUAUUGUGAUAUGUGUUCACGGCCUUACUGUCAUGAAUGUCAAAUUCACCAUGCUCAGCAACACACAUUAUCAUCAUUACAAGACACAAUUGAUAGUGCUCGACAAUUAACGAAACAAUUUCUUAUUGAAUCACAAACCCUGUUGUAUCACUUAGAUGAAUCAUUGAAACAAUCGACACGUACCAUAGAAAAUAUCUCGAUCAAAAGUUCGACGAUUGAAAAUGAAAUACGUACAAUGAUUAAAUAUUUUCUUGAUAUAUUGUCUCAACGACAAGACUUUCUAAUAAAAAAUGUCGAUAAAAUACAAACGAUGAAAACGCAAACAUUACAACGGCAAAUCAAUGAGCUGAAUCAAGUGAUUAAACAAUUACAUUUAACCAUACUUGAUUGUAAUGAGUGCCUUAAGAAUGGCACGGAUGCUGAUUUAAUUCGUAUACGAACACGUUUGUGGAAUGAAACGAUUAAAAUGAAACAGACAUUACUAUUGUAUCUAAAACCGAUCGAAGAUGAUUACAUACAAUUUCAAGGUUCACCAACAGUAAUCAACAAAUCGUUGAUCAAUUACGGACAAUUAAUGAGUUCAACAUAUCCACCACUAUGUGAAUUGUACGGUGAUUCACUCUACUACACAAUAAGAAAUCGUCUAACAGUUUUGAACCUUCAAACGCGUAAUCAUCUCGGCGAAUUACGUACGGCAGGUGGUGAUAAUAUUCAAUGUUGUCUAAUUGAUACAGGCACAAAUCAAACUAUACCAUGUGAUAUCUAUGAUCGUCAAAAUGGUCAAUAUUUUAUAACUUAUAUAACACAAAGUGAUAAUUUGCAUAUUCUAAAUGUCUAUGUGAACAAUGCUCCGAUCAAGGACAAUCCAUUUCGUAUACAAAUUAAACAAAAUCGUAAUUAUUCGACGAUCGGCUUGAAAUUGGAAUUUGAAAUUGGCGGCGAAGGUGAUCAAGAUGGGAAACUAUGUCGACCAUGGGGUAUAUGUUGUGAUAAUCAGUCGAAUAUCAUCGUUGCUGAUCGAUCAAAUAACCGUAUACAAAUCUUUAAUAAACACGGACAAUUCUUACGAAAGUUCGGUACGCAGGGAAAUCGUCCUGGUCAAUUCGAUCGACCAGCGGGAGUUGCAUUUGACAAACAAUUGAAUCGCAUUGUGGUCACCGAUAAAGAUAAUCAUCGAAUACAAGUGUUUACAUCUACUGGAGAAUAUAUAUUUAAAUUUGGUGAAAAAGGUACAAAACCCGGUCAAUUUAACUAUCCAUGGGAUGUUGCAGUAUCGUCGUCAUCGCAAAUCUUAAUAUCGGAUACGCGCAAUCAUCGUAUACAAUUAUUUUCCAAAGAUGGCUUAUUUUUACGUAAAUAUGGCUUCGAUGGACCCAUUUGGAAACAAUUCGAUUCACCACGUGGUGUAGUCUUUACACAUGCUGGACAUAUAAUUGUCUCGGAUUUUAAUAAUCAUCGAUUAUUGUUCAUAUCCUCGGAUUUUCAAAAUGCUCGAUUUUUAGGAAGCGAAGGUUCAGGUAACGGACAGUUUCUUCGUCCGCAAGGUGUUGAUAUCGAUGCUGAGGGAAAUAUUAUUGUUGCUGAUUCACGAAAUUAUCGUGUGCAAAUCUUCUCCUCACAAGGUGUUUUUAAAACGAAAUUUGGUACACAAGGUUCCGGUCCUUUACAAAUGGAUCGACCAAGUGGUCUAUGUGUUACUCCGGAUGGUCUUAUUCUUGUUGUUGAUUUUGGUAAUAAUCGUAUUCUUGCCUAUUAA